CGGAAAAGCUAUACCAUCAUUAACGCAAUCAUGAAGUUCCUCUCACUCGCUGCUUUGGUUUCCCUUGCUAACGCUGUGUCGGUUGACCUUGCUAAGCGUGACUCGCCGCUCGAUGUCAAGCUUGAGAUGACCGGCAACACUGCUGUCAAGGCUAAAAUCACCAACACUGGAUCUGAAGCCUUGAAGGUUCUCAAGGUCGGUUCCUUCUUGGACAGCACACCAGUCGAGAAAGUUUCCGUUUUCCAAGGCAGCGACAAGGUUGCUUUCGAUGGUAUCAAGCUCCGUAUUACUACUGAGAACCUGUCCGAAGAUGCUUUCCAGAUCAUCGGUGCCGGUGAGACAGUGGAGACGUCAUUUGACAUUGCCAAGCUCCACGACUUGAAAGCAGGUGGUGCAUUCGAUGUAACCGCGGUCGGAACUUUGAGUGUUGCUGCUGCGGACUCCACUCAAAUCUCUGACGCCGUCAGCUACUCUUCUAACACCAUCUCUGCGCAGAUUGAUGGUGCUGUAGCUGAUGCGGUCCGUCGCAGCUGGAAGCGAUCUGCUGUUCAGUCUGACUGCACUGGUGCUAAGAGAACGUCGACUGUCAAUGCUCUUGCCAACUGCCGCACUCUCGCUUUGGCUGCUGCCUCCGCCGCCGGUUCCAACACCGCCAAAGUCAACGAAUACUUUAAGUCGACUUCUUCCAGCACCAUCUCCACCGUCCAGAGUGUCUUUAACAAGGCAGCUUCUGAGUGCGGCUCUUCCACAGGAGGAGCUUCCAAGACCUACUGCACAGAUCCCUACGCUGCCUGUGGAAGCAACGUUCUUGCAUACACCGCCCCAUCAUUGAGCAUUAUCAACAACUGCCCGCUAUACUUCAGUGCUAUUCCGGCUCUCACGAAGUCUUGCCAUGCGCAGGACCAGGCUACUACUACUCUUCACGAAUCCACCCACUUGACUCAAGUCAAAGGCACAGACGAUCUCGGCUAUGGUUACACUGCAGCCACCAGACUCUCCAGCUCCCAGGCGCUUAACAACGCUGACUCUUACGCUCUUUUCGCCAACGCAAUCUACGCUGGCUGCUAGAUAUGGGUCCGUGAGAUUUGAAAAAGGUCAAAGAUCAAUUCAGAAGGUGUUGGAUCUUUAUAUGGAAGUAUAUAGCAACAAUUGGAUGCGUAUCAUGCAUGAUUUCCACUCUCCACCGUGCCAUAGCAAGUUCCAGAUGAU
Messenger RNA from Periconia digitata, 1209 nucleotides. The record is from the annotation of a GenBank genome assembly. Lineage: Eukaryota; Fungi; Ascomycota; Dothideomycetes; Pleosporales; Periconiaceae.